AAAUAAGAAUUGCUCAUGGUGAAACAGUUUCAGUUGUUGUUAAUGGUCGAGGAUGAAACUACUUUUUGGAUUUGCCUUAUUGCCAUUGAUCUCGGCGGCAAACGACACCAUCCCACCCCUCGUUCCAAAUUCAAUUGUUUCAGGGCUCAUUACAUUUGUCACGACAAAUUUCCUCCCAGUUUUAGGCAUACCAACGGUUAUUGAUAGUAACGCAUAUGUUCCGGAAGAUUUUACCCUCACGGACACUCUAAUUAAACAGAAUGGGUAUGGGUAUGAGCUACAUAAAGUCGUCACCGAAGACGGCUACGUUCUUAGCCUACACAGAAUACUUCCGCCCAAUGGUACAGACCCUGGCAACAGAAUGCCAGUUUUACUUCAGCAUGGGGUUUUGGCUUCUUCGGAUUCAUGGCUUGUAGGUCCAAACUCAGGUUUAGCUUUCUUACUCGUUGACUAUGGUUAUGAUGUCUGGCUUGCCGACCAACGUGGGAAUGCUUACUCUAAGGGUCAUGUGAGAUACUCAGUUAAAAAUUCUGAAUAUUGGAAUUUCACUUUUCAUGAAAGCGGAAUGUUUGACUUACCAGCUUUUAUAGACCGGGUAUUAAAUGUAACUGGUAAACCACAAUUGUUUUACAUUGGCCAUUCGAUGGGAACAACUGUUUUACUUACAAUGGCGUCUAUGAGACCCGAGUAUAAUGAUAAGUUGAAAGCUGCUGUACUUCUUGCUCCUGUUGCAACAACUCCCACACUUUCAGAAAUAUAUCAAACCGUUAUCAGGCUGCUUAUCUUGUACGCUGAUGCCAUAAAGGAAUCCUAUGAUAGGCAGCAUAAAUAUGAAUUUUUUCCAAGGAGUGGGGAACUUAUCAAGGCAAUCAGAAGAAACUGCGCACCUGAUGCUUCUAUGUUCGACUUCUGUUUGGAUGUACUUGGAAUGGGAUAUGGCGAAAAUAGAGCUAAUUUGGAUAGAAAUACAAUUGGCAAAUCUGUAAGUUACCUGCCAUCAGGCACUUCGCUUAAUACUAUGGCCCACCUUACACAACUCUAUAAAACGGGGUUCAGGCUUUACAACUAUGGAAAACUGAAAAACCUGGAAGUUUACGGCUCAGAUAUGCCUCCAUUUUAUCCCUUGGAGAGGGUAACAACUCCAAUUGCAAUUUACUAUGGCGACAAUGACACGUUAAUGAACAGAAGGUCUGCAGUAGAACUGGCGAGCAUGCUGCCAAACCUGAUAAUUAAUAAGGUGGUAGCAGAUCCGAAAUUUACUCAUAUGGAUUUUAUAUUUGGAAUAAAUGCAAAAGAAGUGUUGUAUGAUGAUGUGGCUAAUUUGUUGGAUUCAAUACGAUAAGCAUUACAUUACCAAAAAAUUUCGGGUUAUAUUCUAGUCUUCUAAAAAAAUACAUAUUUUAUAGUAAAAUAUCAAUAAAUUAUUAAUUAAAUA
This is a messenger RNA of Cimex lectularius (bed bug), 1435 nucleotides long. RefSeq names its product lipase 3-like. The record is from RefSeq and is a predicted model, not a curated record. The transcript is spliced from 9 exons. Gene Ontology annotation, molecular function: hydrolase activity, acting on ester bonds. The coding region runs from base 53 to 1342 and encodes 429 amino acids. Lineage: Eukaryota; Metazoa; Arthropoda; Insecta; Hemiptera; Cimicidae.